Molecule: messenger RNA, 1810 nt
Organism: Etheostoma spectabile (orangethroat darter)
Lineage: Eukaryota; Metazoa; Chordata; Actinopteri; Perciformes; Percidae
Gene: rmi2
Product: RecQ mediated genome instability 2
Exons: 2
Coding region: 116-556 (146 amino acids)
Biological process (GO): DNA repair; negative regulation of double-strand break repair via homologous recombination; regulation of sister chromatid segregation
Cellular component (GO): cytosol; nuclear speck
Source: RefSeq, a predicted model, not a curated record
GGAACACGCCCACAACUUCCAGUGUAACACCAGUGGCGGGACCAGAGAGAGAGUCCGACGCGGGUAAUGCAAACUUUUAAUUCUUUGGACAACCGUUAGACGGUAGCAGUUGGUAAUGUACAAAACGGCGACAACAACCGUACAGAGGAAACGCCCACCGCCGGUUAAAAUAUUAUCCGGUCAGCUAAGGACGGCAGAGAGCCGGGGGACAAACGACAUCGGGGAUGGGUGCGUUAUCAGGCUGGGCAGGGGCCGCUUUCUGCUGGUGUCACUGGUGUGGAUGCAGGGAACUGUCCUGGAGGUCCAGCUGGACAGGGACACCGUGCUGCUGAUGGACGAGACGGGAACCUUUGCUGUUCAAGGCGUCAACAACAUCCCCAAAGGGAAGCCGUGUCUGACCCAAGGCAAAUAUGUCAUGGUGAUGGGUGUCAUCCAGGCCGUCUCCCCAGAGCCUGUCAUCCGCGCAGUGAAGAUGGCAGACCUCUCGGAGCUCGCCGCACAUCACAGGCAGAUGUGGAAGCUGGAGGUGGAGGACCUGCAGCAGGUGCUGGCCUGAAUGCAAGACUGUUGGUGCAAACGUCGGCUCGCUGGUGGCAGGAUGACCUGCUCCUGUCAUAUCCAGGCCGACCAUUCUAGUGAUUCUUGACUAAUGGGGAAAAAGAAAAAAAACAACAACAGGACUGCACAGCAGAUUCUGCUUGAUGUCAGGCUUCUGACUGGAAGGUAUUAUGCAGGAGUGACAAAGACUUAGACAUGGGAAAAUGACCUGAUUUUUGCAUACAGCAUUACUUGGCUCCUACUCAAAGAAUCUUAUAGAGAAGAAGUGGAGCUGCAGGCUUCUUAUUACCUCUAUAAAUGAUCUGGUAACACACUGAGAGAAAAGUGACAUCCAGAUAAAGGGGCAUCUUGUAUCAUAGGAAGCGUCUUGUCAGAUUAUACCGCUAGCAUUGUUAUACUUUGGCAUUCAUUUGGCAUAGAUAUAAGAUGUGUAUACAAAUAUUAAAUAAAGAUUAGAAUUUUCAAGGGCUCCACCUACUUUUCUCUACUAAAAACAGAUAUGUAUGCAUACUGUUAGAGGAUUAACAAAUUAAGAUUGUUGUUAAAACCCAUUUUUCAAAAACAAAAUAUUAAACUCCAUCUUGAUUUCAGCAGAAAACCAUUAAAUCCCAUUGCAAAAAUGUUAUCCAAGUUCAUUUCUGCCAGUGACAGACUGUGGUGGAAUGUAACCGAGUGAAUUUAUGUCAAGUACAAUUGAGUUACAUGUACUAUAUUAUGCAUUUCCAUUUCAUUGUACUUUAUACUUACACCUUGGGCUGGGUAUCGCUAAAAAAUGUUUGAUCCGUUCCUUAACGAUACUUUUUUCGAGAGCCCACUUUUGAAAAAUCCAUUUCAACAAAAAUAAAUUACAUUACACAUUAUGGCAAAAUCUUAUUUUUCAGCACCUACGACGUGGGCUCCAUCUCUGCGCAACGUAGUCUUUCGUGCAUGCCUCUACAACGUGUAACAUUAGACAGCCAAUCAGCAGCAUUUUUAGAUCUUGGUAGAAGCAUGCUGUAUUCUUAUUGGCUCACUGACACCGAUUAGAUUUACACCUUAGGUUUUAAAGCAGUAUACAUAUUAUAGAAUAACAGUCACAGAGUACUAUAGAAUGUAAGUAUUUUGCUAAUACCUCAAGGUGUUCAGUACAGGACUUUUACUUGUAAUGAAAUGUGUCCAGUUUGGUGUUACUUCUUUAAAUUACCAAGCAGAUCUGAAUACUUGCCCCACUGGUUACAGAUGUGUAAUUAAUAAAACAGCAGUUUAACACAGA